Messenger RNA from Sabethes cyaneus, 904 nucleotides. RefSeq lists its product as uncharacterized. The record is from RefSeq and is a predicted model, not a curated record. The coding region runs from base 166 to 804 and encodes 212 amino acids. Gene Ontology annotation, molecular function: RNA binding. The transcript has 2 exons. NCBI's taxonomy places the organism in Eukaryota, Metazoa, Arthropoda, Insecta, Diptera, Culicidae.
UCAACAAUUCAACAUACAGAAAAACAUUAAUUUGACAUUUUCGAUCAGAAUCCGUGCAGCAUCGUGUAUUUUUUGGAAAGCACGUGUUGGAGAAGCUCAACAAGCUGUUAGCUGAUAAACAACUGGUCAACGAUUUAAUUUUUGUGAUCGCAAGUGCAAUCUAAAAUGGCAGUGAAAAAUAAAAAUCAAAAAUCGAAAAAGGAGAAGCCCGCGGAGAAAACCAAGGCUCCUCUGCCUGUACAUGAAGAAAACGAUGAGGAUGAAGAUAUGGAGGAGGAUUCUGAUCCUAGCGAGAAUGAGGAAAGUGACGAUCCAAUAGAAGACGAUGGUUCCAAUGAUGGCAAUGAAGAUAAACAGGAAGCGGAGAAGAAAGAUAUAGAAGCGACUAUUUUUGUGGGACAUCUUAAAUACGACAUCACCAAGGAAGAGUUGAAGGAAUUCUUUUCUAAAGUUGGAGAAAUUGAGGAUGUUCGGAUUAUCAAGAGAGGAGGUUAUGCUUUUGUGAAAUUUGCAGAAAUAAGCGCUAUGGAGGAAGCUUUGAAACUGGAUAAUGAACUAUUGGGUGGAAGGAAACUGCAUGUGGAACAUGCUAAGCCAAAACGACCUUCCGGCAACAAGAAAGGACAAAAGCGUGCGGCAAAUAAGGAGGACGAUGAGGAACCACAAGCUAAACGAACUAAAUCGGGUGAUGAAGCUGGUAAGCAGGUUAGUGCCAAGAAAGGUAAACCAAAACAGCAACAGUCAAAACAUCCAAAUAAAAAGAGGAAUAGAGCAAAACCAGGCCAGUUCGUAAAGGCAAAGUAAAGUGGCCGGCACAUAAGUUUAAAAUAUGUAUUAGUUGAUAAGAGAAAUAAGCUUGAUGUUUUUUCCAUUCAAAAUGAAUAAAUUCAAUUGACGAAAAUGC